AUGUUUUCCUUCAUGUUUCUCCUUCUCCUUGUUCCACAUGUGCUGUUGUCCUCGACACAUGUAGCAGUGAUCUCCCCUCAGGAUCCCAUCCUGCGCAUCGGCUCCAGUCUGACAGCCACGUGCACGCUGAGCCCCGAGCUCGGCCUCCACGCCAGCACGUUGUACUGGACACUGAACGGGAUGAGUCUGUCCGGCGGCACCUACAGCGUGCUGAGCCCCGACUCCCUGAGCGUCACGCUUCACAACCUCAACGGCUCCCAGCAGCAGUCUGGAGACAACCUCGUGUGUCACGGAGCAGAUGGACACGUCCUGGCUGGUUCGUGUCUCUAUGUGGGCAGGCCUCCAGAAAAGCCAGUCAAUAUAACGUGUUGGUCCCGCAACACGAAGGACUUGAGCUGCAAGUGGAGCCCGGGGGGGCGGGGUGAGACCCACGUCCGAACCACAUACACCCUCAAGUACAAAUUGAGGUGGUACGGGAGAGAGAAGGAGUGUGAAAUGUACAGCACAGGGAAGCAGCGAUACUCCUGCUACAUUCCCCGCAACCUUGCCCUCUUCACUCCCUACGAGAUCUGGGUGGAGGCAGCCAAUCAGCUGGGCUCUGCCACCUCUGACAUCACCACCCUGGACAUCCUCGAUGUAGUGACCACUGACCCUCCUGCCAACGUUCAGGUGAGUCGUGUCGGCGUCCUCGAGGACCAGCUGACGGUCCGCUGGGCCAGCCCCCCCGAGCUCAAGGACAUCCUGUUUCAGGCCAAAUAUCAGAUCCGCUACAGACUGGAGGACAGCACUGAAUGGAAGGUUGUGGAUGAUGUUGGUAACCAGACGUCAUGUCGGCUGGCAGGCCUCCGUCCCGGGACCGUUUAUUUUGUCCAGGUGAGGUGCAAUCCAGUGGGUAUCUACGGCUCCAAGAAGCCCGGCAUCUGGAGUGACUGGAGCCACCCGGCCGCCGCCUCCACACCCAGCAGGGAGCGGCUGCAGAGCGGCUCCUGCGAUCCUAAGCCCGAUGAGCAGAACUCCACCCUGCGGCGGGAACUCAAGCAGUUCUUCGGCUGGGUCCGCAAGCACGCGUCCGGCUGCAGCGGCAUGUCAAUCAAACUGUACGACCAGUGGCGGGUGUGGCUGCAGAAAUCACACAAAACACGCAACCAGGUACUACAAGACGAUAAUUCAUAGCAGCGCCGCUCAGCACGACUGUGGUGUUUAAUUCAAGAACAGCAUCAAGAAACACUGACGGAUAACUGGCCCCGAGGGUCCCAGCUGUGCGAGAGGUCAGAAGCCCCGCCUGAGGGAUACUGCAGUGUUUGGUAUUACAGCCUUAACUUGAGUUUAAAGGGCCCGAGUGGAAGAUUAAAGUGAGACAAUGCAGCCUUUUUUCUGCCUUUUCCGCCGGCCAAAUCUGUCCGUUAGAUCAGUUUGCACAAACACAAAUGUUACAGCCCUCAGUAACUGCACUUUUAUUCUGAAAGAAAAAAGUUAUAGUCACAAUUAGGACUUUUUAAUAACUUAAUGUAAGAUAAGGAAGUUUUUAAUGAUCCUUUGAUGAAUGCUACUAACGCAUUACUGCAACAUUGCAGUGGCAGGACCAUAAGGGAACAUUUUGUUCCAAUGUACAAAACAACCAUAGUACCAACCAAGUAUUUUUGGAAAGCUGUUGUUUUCUCCAAGCAAAUUUUCACUAUCAAUUAAUCUGCG
Molecule: messenger RNA, 1692 nt
Organism: Cottoperca gobio
Lineage: Eukaryota; Metazoa; Chordata; Actinopteri; Perciformes; Bovichtidae
Gene: crlf1b
Product: cytokine receptor-like factor 1b
Exons: 8
Coding region: 1-1173 (390 amino acids)
Biological process (GO): cytokine-mediated signaling pathway
Cellular component (GO): external side of plasma membrane
Molecular function (GO): cytokine receptor activity; protein binding
Source: RefSeq, a predicted model, not a curated record